Messenger RNA from Oryzias melastigma (Indian medaka), 406 nucleotides. RefSeq names its product F-box only protein 7-like. Gene Ontology annotation, biological process: positive regulation of autophagy of mitochondrion; autophagy of mitochondrion. NCBI's taxonomy places the organism in Eukaryota, Metazoa, Chordata, Actinopteri, Beloniformes, Adrianichthyidae. Gene Ontology annotation, molecular function: protein kinase binding. The record is from RefSeq and is a predicted model, not a curated record.
CUCUACAAAAGGUCGUUCGUGUUCCGCGCUGAAAGCCGCCGCCGCAGCACCGCCUUCCUGGUGACCCCUCCCCUUUUUGACCCUCACAUCUUUCAUCCUGUGCCCCGCCCCUUCCCUCCAGUGCCAGGCAUUAUUGGGGGGGACUACGACCAGAGACCCAACCUCCCGUACGGCCUCCUGCCCCGCCCCCGAUACGACCCCAUCGGGCCGCUGUCAGACCCCUUCGCUCGGCCCCGGUUCAGACCCUCUGGGGGAGGGGCAGACGUCCGGCGGGGUUUCAUCUGAACCCUGGACUGAAGGAGGAACGUGGUGACCUCACGUGGGGGGUGUGGCCUCACUCCAAAGAGUCAUGUGAUCCAAAAUAGUAUUUAAAGAGAUUUUUCUAUUAAACUACUGAAAUUAAAUA